GCCAAGUGGAAAAAUGAAACCCCUUGGUGGAGUCUUCAAGGAUUUUGUGUUCAAGGCGAUGGGUUUUAUGAGCUCUUGUUUGUGCUUCAUCAGUUCAUGGCCAUGGCGGAUCCGGGGCACAGAGAGCGGUCCCUUGGUUCUGUGGCUGUUGUGGGAGCUGGCGUAAGUGGUCUAGCAGCAGCGCAUCGCUUAAGAUCUGCAGGGGUUGCAGUCACUGUUUUUGAGGCUCAAAAUGCAGUCGGUGGGAAAAUACAGAGCUUCUCAAACGAUGGUCUCAUCUGGGAGCAGGGACCCAACACUAUGGAAAGCAAUAUACGAGUGUGAAUGUUGGUUUGCUGAGGCAUGUGAUUAACUCCUAAGGUUCAGACCAGUGUUUUCAAAACUGUUGAGACUGAACCUGAAGUCUCUUCUUUGAUUGAUGAACUUGGAUUGAGGGAGAAGCAGCAAUGGCCCGUGAUGCAGAACAAGCGUUAUGUUGUCAGGGACGGGAAGGCAGUACAGUUGCCUUCUAAUCCUUUGGGUCUUAUUACUACUAAGCUUCUUUCUGCUCAAGCCAAGUGUCAAAUUUUGUUAGAGCCAUUUCUUUGGAAGCGUAAAGAAGUUCCAUUAAAAGAAGCAGCCAAUGGAAGAGAGAAGUCUCAAGACGAAAGUGUUGGGAAUUUUAUAACGAGACAUUUCGGUCGUGAGGUGGUGGAUUACCUUGUGGAUCCUUUUAUAGCAGGGACCAGUGGCUCAGAUCCUGAUUCUGUCUCUAUCCGCCAUACAUUUCCAGAUCUUUUUGCAAUAGAAGAGAGGUAUGGAUCGCUCUUAAUCGGUGGAGUGAAGUCAAGUUUCAAGAAGAAAAGUGGAUCAAAGAAGGAAAGUUUCAAAGUGCAAAGUGACUCUGCGAAGGUCACUCCAGCUCAGAAGCGGCCUCGAGGUUCAUUUUCAUUCGUUGGUGGUAUGCAGACACUCGCUCAUGCACUUAGCGAAAGACUUGAUGAGGAAAGCCUGGAAUUGAACUCAUCUGUCUUAAAUCUUGCAAGCGAUCAGCAAGGAAACCCCUCAAGGAACAACUGGACGGUGACAUAUAAGAAAGAGAAUUCGCAGCAGAAGGAGAAGCACUUCGAUGCAGUGAUUCUGACUACCCCGUUGCAUAACUUGCAAGAAUUAGGAAUCGAGAAGAACGGGAUACCAUACGCUCUUGACUUCAUUCCAGAGAUCGUGUAUCAGCCCAUGUCAGUGAUUGUGACUGCCUUCAAGGAAUCUGAUGUCAAGAAUUCACUGAAAGGAUUUGGUGUACUUGUUCCUCGAAUGGAGAAAAAGAAUGGAUUUUUCACUCUUGGUACAAUGUUUUCAUCAUCUAUGUUCCCAGAUCGUGCCCCACCUGGUCAAGUGGUUUUCACUACUUUUGUUGGAGGAAGUCGAAACAGAGCCCUAGCAUCUGCUCCGUUUGAGGAGGUGAAAGCUGUGGCUUUGGAAGAUCUGCGGAAGAUUGUCGGAGUUCAAGGUCCUCCCGUGGCUGUAAAGCAUAUUUUUUGGAAGCAAGCUUUUCCACAAUACAGUCUGGAUUACAAUGAAUUUCUGAGUUCCCUGGAGAAAAUGGAGAGUGACCUUCCUGGGCUUUUCUACGCUGGUAAUCACAGAGGGGGUUUGUCUGUCGGCAAAUCAGUUGCAAGCGGGUGCAAGGCUGCUGAACACGUCUUGUCUAUGCUUGAAGGCACGGGUGGUCGGAAGAUCUUCACCAUGGCCAGCACUAAGUAACUGCACCUCUGUGUAGACCCCUCUGCGAAAUUUGACAGGCGCCCACUCAACCAAGGAAAUUAAUGCAGAGGUAUUCAUGAAAGCCUACCAGAAUUGGCAAUGGGCAAGCCUCGGUGUGUGAUGAGAAAACUUUGUAUUCAGAUGAGAAAGCUUUUUAAUGAAUGACGUUCUGUUGGCCCAGAAACAUGAACGCAAUGAAGAUUUCCAAGCAAUCUUAUGCUUACACUUAUGCUUAUUUGGGUGCCUUGUAAUCAAUUCAAAUACAAAAUUUACCA
Molecule: messenger RNA, 2018 nt
Organism: Physcomitrium patens
Lineage: Eukaryota; Viridiplantae; Streptophyta; Bryopsida; Funariales; Funariaceae
Source: RefSeq, a predicted model, not a curated record